Molecule: messenger RNA, 2521 nt
Organism: Talpa occidentalis (Iberian mole)
Lineage: Eukaryota; Metazoa; Chordata; Mammalia; Eulipotyphla; Talpidae
Gene: KCNIP2
Product: potassium voltage-gated channel interacting protein 2
Exons: 8
Coding region: 908-1642 (244 amino acids)
Biological process (GO): regulation of potassium ion transmembrane transport
Cellular component (GO): voltage-gated potassium channel complex
Molecular function (GO): calcium ion binding; potassium channel regulator activity
Source: RefSeq, a predicted model, not a curated record
CCGUUCCCCGGAGUGGGGCGCCCUCGUGUGGCCCAGCGGAGCCUCGCUUGCGGGUCUGAUUCCGAGUGGGGAUGUCACCAAAUCUGGCGGCGAGGUUCGCGUGUUCCGGUUACCUGACCUCAUAAAUGUAGGGUUUUCGACCAAAUGUAGGGAUCCCAAUCGGAGACGGAGGGGCUGUCUCUCCUGUAGACUUUCGCAGGAGUUCGAAGGCGUUGGCGGGUCUUGGGAGGGGGUUCUCUGGGUCUAACCUGAGACGGAGGAGUCCCCGAAAGAGGUCAGAACAGGGACUCGGGGGGAGGGGCUUCUCCUCGAUGCAGUUGGCUGGCGGGAAGCCUGCGCCGCGGGAGUCUGCUCAACUCCCAGGACCAGGACAGACACACACGGACAGUCAUGAAGAAAGGGAUGCGGGACCAGGAAACAGGCCGCGAGGCCACAUUCCUGCCUGCCGCCUCUUCUUCGCCUCUCCAGCAGCGGCCAAUUCCUCCUCCUCGCUUCUGCUCUCCCAGGAGUCCAGAAGUAUGGAAGUGUGGGGAGUUGCCAUGACAACUAUGGCCCCUCAUCCUUUCAAUCUCUGUGCCAAAAUGGGAGGAGGCGAGAAGGAGGGGCUGAAGAGCGACAAUGAAAGAUCAGGUUCAUUCCUCCUGCGGCUCCUUUUUCAAAACCUCUAUGUGUCCCUUUUCCCCGCCAGGAAUCCAGAAAACAUUCCCAGAGAGGGUUGUGGGGAGAGUGCGUGCCUCUCCUGGCCCUGCCCGCCCCAAUCUGAACUUUAGGGACUGGCGCGACAGAUGAUGGAGUCAGGGUGAGUUCCCUGGAGCGGCCGGAAGGAGACCCGGGAGAGAAAGAGGCUCGGCCCUGCCAGUCCGGCCCUCCCGCGCCGCCCACGCAGGGCCACUGGGUGGGGGCGGAGAUGCGAGCGCCCCAAGCCUUGGGGGUGGAGCUUGGCCACUGUGCUCUCUGCCGAGCCAUGAACCGAUGCCCGGGCAGGUGCCGGAGCCCGCUGGGGCAGGCAGCGCGAUCCCUCUAUCAGCUGGUGACUGGGUCGCUGUCGCCAGACAGCGUGGAGGAUGAAUUUGAACUGUCCACCGUAUGUCACCGGCCCGAGGGUCUGGAGCAGUUGCAGGAGCAAACUAAGUUCACACGCAAAGAGUUGCAGGUCCUGUACAGGGGCUUCAAAAACGAAUGUCCCAGUGGAAUUGUCAAUGAGGAGAACUUCAAGCAGAUUUAUUCCCAGUUCUUUCCUCAAGGAGAUUCCAGCACAUAUGCCACUUUCCUCUUCAAUGCCUUUGACACCAACCAUGAUGGCUCAGUCAGCUUUGAGGACUUUGUGGCUGGUUUGUCAGUGAUUCUUCGGGGAACUAUAGAUGACAGGCUGAACUGGGCCUUCAACCUGUAUGACCUCAACAAGGAUGGCUGCAUCACCAAGGAGGAAAUGCUUGAUAUCAUGAAGUCCAUUUAUGACAUGAUGGGCAAGUAUACAUAUCCUGCGCUCCGGGAGGAGGCCCCAAGGGAACACGUGGAGAGCUUCUUUCAGAAGAUGGACAGGAACAAGGAUGGCGUGGUGACCAUUGAGGAAUUCAUUGAGUCAUGUCAAAAGGAUGAGAACAUCAUGAGGUCCAUGCAACUCUUUGACAAUGUCAUCUAGCUCCCCAGGAGAGGGGGUCAGUUGUCCUGGGGGGGGGGCUCAUGCUCUAGUCCUAGUCUUGGUGGACCUCACCCUUCUCUUCCCAGGUCUGUCCUCAUUUUAGCCCUGCCCUGGGGGCUGUAGGGAUCCAAGAGCCUGGGGAUUCAGUGGUCCAGAUUGCUGGAGCAGAAUGGGCCAGGAGUGGGCAGAGUAUAUCUGUAGGGUAUUCCCAACUCCCAGCAGGUCCCACCUCUUUCCUGCCUAAUACUCAGUGUUGAGGGUGCCUCUGCUAUAGAAAUUGAGUGGUUCUCCACCUCCCAACCCCACUCUAGAACCACAACAAUAGACACAAUGUCUCCUGCUAUGGUGCUUUCCCUAUCCCUGAGUCCCAUAAACAUUUCCCCUAAGACUCCUUUCUCAAAGAGGAUGCUCUGUUCUUGGCACUGACUGACCUUUUUAACUAACCUUUGAGAUACCUGUAGGAGGAAUGUAGAGGGAGGAAUCUUGGGCCUGAACCAGUGGUUAGGUCCUAGGAGGUGGCUGGAGUUGAGCAGAAAUCCUGGCGAUUAUCAGUGAGAGCUCAGGCAUGCCAGGGUGAAGUUCUGAGUCCCACAGGUCUGCCACCCCAAGCCAUUAGAAUAAGAGUUGCCAGGUUCUUCAGAAGACAUAGUACCCCAAGAGAGCCUGAGAUCCUGGUGUCUGGCUCAUCCCUAGAAUUUUUUCCUCUCCUUUUCUGUUUAUGUGUGAUAGUGGCAGCAGGGGAAAGUGGGUGGGAGAUAUCCUGGCUGAUACCUGCCAAAAUUCCAGCCUACCUUACUGGACAACUACAACUUGAGUUUUCAUUUACCAUUUCCUCUAGACUUGGAGGCAUGAAGUAAUUCAGGGACCACCCAGUGGAUG